AUGGUUGAUCGGAUUCGCGGUAUCUCUGGCGUAACACCUUUUGCACCCAUGCCACAGGCACCCUUGAACUUCCCAAACAGUGUUCGUCUAAACGUUGAAGCCAUCGACAAGUUACUUGCCAAUGCGUUGCUCUCCGUGGUUGCGGGCGUGGCGAAUGGCAAUAUUAUCACGUUGAGCGACCCAGACGAUGACAGACUGGUUGUUUUCAAGGCGAUGACAGACUGGUUGUUUUCAGGCUUGUAUCCACAAGGAGGAAUAACGGCGAUGGUGUUCUCCUGGAGGAACGUUUUACGGAAGACAAGGUGA
Messenger RNA from Paramuricea clavata, 306 nucleotides. NCBI's taxonomy places the organism in Eukaryota, Metazoa, Cnidaria, Anthozoa, Malacalcyonacea, Plexauridae. The record is from the annotation of a GenBank genome assembly.